GCGAGUGAGCUAGGUGCUAGGCCUUGAAGAAACCGUAGCUGGGCGGUCUAGAUUCCAUGCCGCGGCAUCAGUCAUUGCAUCUGAGCCAGGGCGAAGCAUCCAAGGCAUCCAGGGCUCAGCUUCUCAUUGACAUCGGUGGACCUUGUGUUAUCGAUGCACUUUCAGGUGGAAAUUGGACCUGUCCUUCACGAUCCAUCGCAUGGUUUCCCCGCCAUCUCCCAAGCCGGCUAUGCAUGCCGCGCAGAGGCCAAGACAGUUUUUGCCGUUCAACGUUCAAGCGCGGUGCUGACUCCGUCAAUCACUGGGUUCAUGUGGUGGAGAUGACGUUUGUCUAAGCCCGCCGCUUUUAACAAUAAAGUCCACCGCCGGGCCCGGUGACUACCACACGGCCGAGACACGCGGAGGACUGAAUAUACUGUAGUGCGUGCUUACAACGAGCGGUUGGUGUAAAGCAAAGACACCGACCUCGUCCGUCGGGUUGUAUGGCGUUUCGGGACCAGCGUGAGUACUCCGUCAAGAUCGGCAUUCCGACCAAGACGCCAGUCGCCGCGUUCCUAGUUCGGCUGAUUGCUCCCUUGUCAGCUGCCAGAGAAGCGUGUGUAUAGG
This is a messenger RNA of Punctularia strigosozonata HHB-11173 SS5, 606 nucleotides long. RefSeq lists its product as uncharacterized. The coding region runs from base 57 to 335 and encodes 92 amino acids. The record is from RefSeq and is a predicted model, not a curated record. The transcript has 2 exons. Lineage: Eukaryota; Fungi; Basidiomycota; Agaricomycetes; Corticiales; Punctulariaceae.